Mycotypha africana is the source of this 1147-nucleotide messenger RNA. Its product is annotated as mitochondrial carrier domain-containing protein. Gene Ontology annotation, biological process: transmembrane transport. The record is from RefSeq and is a predicted model, not a curated record. NCBI's taxonomy places the organism in Eukaryota, Fungi, Mucoromycota, Mucoromycetes, Mucorales, Mycotyphaceae. Gene Ontology annotation, cellular component: mitochondrial inner membrane. The transcript is spliced from 6 exons. Bases 200 to 1147 code for a protein of 315 amino acids.
GUUUAAUGAAUAAAAGGCACAUGCCAAAAAAAGCCAAGUUUUUUCCCUUUCCUUUCGUAAUUUUACGAUUUGAUCAUACAGGAUAAAAGCAUAAACAAGACCUGUUCAGAGCUCUCUUUUCUUUCUUUCUUAUUCUUUUUCAUUUAUUCAUAAAACACUAUACUUUUGUACAAGUUGAAAAGUUUGCCCUCAUUACGAAAUGACCAAAGACGAGAAAAAGCGUACUCAAAGUCUAGACUACGUAGUGCGAUCAGGCAUAGCGGGUGGUAUUGCUGGCUGCAUGGCUAAGACAUCCAUCGCACCGUUAGAUAGAAUCAAGAUUCUUUUUCAGUCAAGGAACCCAGUCUAUGAAAAAUAUUCAGGCUCUUUCUCUGGUGCUUUCAGAGCCGGUUUUGAUAUUUACAAAAAUGCGGGGUUCAUUGGUUUGUUUCAAGGACAUUCUGUCACUCUGAUUCGAAUUUUUCCCUAUGCCGCCAUCAAAUUUGUAGCUUACGAGCAAUUUAGAGCAAUUUUGAUGCCAACAAGAGCACAAGAAACACCUUCUAAACAGUUUAUAGCAGGUUCCUUGGCGGGCGUGACGUCUGUCUGUUUUACAUAUCCCCUCGACUUGAUCCGUGUUCGUUUGGCUUAUGACGUGAAGGAGGCAGGACAUAAACGUCCCACGUUAUUAGGCACAAUGCAGCAAAUAUUCAAAGAACCAGCGGCAACACGUCGAUUAGGAAAAUUCAGAAUCGUGAAUUUCUAUAGAGGAUUUUUGCCCACGAUAUCGGGCAUUGUACCUUAUGCCGGUGUUUCAUUUCUGACCUAUCAUUCCAUCACUCAACUCUUCAGAUACAAUGCGAUCAUAUCACCCUUCACACGAGCGCCACUAUCAACAUGGGCAGAGUUAGUCUGCGGCGGAGUGGCAGGUCUGAUUGCACAAACCAGCAGUUAUCCUUUGGAAGUGAUAAGAAGGAGAAUGCAAGUAGGUGGGUCACUGAACCCGUACAAGUUUGUAGGAUUUAUGGAAACGACAAAAGAGAUAUAUCGCCUGAAAGGAUUGAAAGGAUUCUACGUCGGUUUGAGUAUCGGUUACAUUAAAGUAGUACCCAUGAUGGCAGUCAGUUUUGCCGUCUACGAAAGGAUGAAACGCUUGUUGGACAUUUAA